AUGAUCAUUACACCGAUCCUAGACGAAACUGAAGAAUCUCAAUAUGAAGACCAUGUACGGACAACUCCAACUUCGCCUCCACCAGCUAAUGACGUCCAACUUCAAUCUAAUGAUACUGCGCAGCCAAAUGCAGCUGAUGGUGACGAUGCCGAGGAUGAAGCUACCAAAACAAGAACAGGGAGGAAGAGGUCCAUAGUCUGGGGUCACUUUAAAAAAAAGAAAAUAAGAGGGGAAGACAAAGCGGUUUGCGAUCAUUGCAACAAGAUACUAGGAGGAAAAAGAAACCAUGGGACAAAGCAUCUACAUGAUCAUAUGAAAAGAUGUCCUCGACUUAAACAGACAGACAUAAGACAAGCGGUACUUACUCCGAGUAGAAAAAAAGAUGUGCGAAACCAGCUUACAACAUAUAAUUUUGAUCAAUCUGUCGCCAGGAAGGAUCUCGCUUACAUGAUAAUUCUACAUGAAUACCCGCUUUCCAUCGUCGAGCAUGAAGGAUUCAGAAGAUAUUCAAAUGCACUCCAACCACUGUUUAAGGUGGUAUCCCGAAACACCAUUAAAAAUGACAUUUUCAAAAUAUACGAUGAAGAAAAAGUUAAAAUAAUGCAUCUUUUAGAGAAACAUCAAGGAAAAAUUGCAUUAACCACUGAUAUGUGGACCAGUAAACAAAAGAAAGGAUACAUGGUCAUUACAUCUCAUUUUAUCGAUGAUUCAUGGAUCCUACAAAGCCAAAUUAUCAGGUUUAUGUAUGUUCCAUGUCCACAUACAGCUGAGGUCUUCUCGGAAGCAUUGAUGGGAUGUCUGUUGGAUUGGAAUAUUAAUGGUAAGAUAUCUACUAUUACUGUUGAUAAUUGCACCACUAAUGAUCUUAUGAUCAAAAAUACCUUGGAAAAAUUGUCAAGUAACUCAUUACUAUUGGGUGGAGAUUUGUUUCAUAUGCGUUGUUGUGCGCACAUACUAGCUCUCAUAGUCAAGCAAGGAUUAGAAGGGAUUAAAGGGGCAAUCGAGUUGAUUCGUAAUAGUGUUUCUUACUGGAAAGCAACACCAAAACGAGUUGAAAAAUUCGAAGAGGCUGCCGGUCAGUUAAAUAUUGCAUGUACAAAUAAGCUAGUCCUUGAUUGUGAGACUAGAUGA
This is a messenger RNA of Papaver somniferum (opium poppy), 1131 nucleotides long. Its product is annotated as zinc finger BED domain-containing protein RICESLEEPER 2-like. Gene Ontology annotation, molecular function: DNA binding. Bases 1 to 1131 code for a protein of 376 amino acids. The record is from RefSeq and is a predicted model, not a curated record. The transcript has 2 exons. NCBI's taxonomy places the organism in Eukaryota, Viridiplantae, Streptophyta, Magnoliopsida, Ranunculales, Papaveraceae.